UCAAGGACUACUAAAAUAUAAAAGAUACAUAGAAUUUAUACAUUCCUGUCUAGUCCUGCCCUGAUGUAACUCUGCAAUUUCCUUUAUUACAUAGACUACACAUUAAAUGCUUUCCCUUUAAUAUUAGAGCUAUGCACAUUACAAUAGGUGUCACUGUGCUGCUGGGUCCAAUCGUUAUCAGUGACUUCAGCUAUUGGCUCAGAACACUGGCUGUCUGACUCCAUCUGCAGGGCUGUAAUACCUACUCUGUUCAAAUCCAUUCAACACACAAGUUCAGCCAGCUGAACAGCCUAGCAGUGCUACGGCACAUCUUGCUAGCCUAAUUCAAAAAGCCAGUGCGAUAGCUAGAUGCAUACUCUCUUUGCACAGUGUAGCACUUGGAGGUGAUUCAGUUUCAGGAAAUUUGGAAAAGAGCUUGCAAGUAAUUAAAACUGGGAGUCAUGAUGGAGAUGUAUUUAACAAGUCAAAUACUGGAUCAAACUUAAAGCCAGUUUCUUACUCGGUACACUGAAAAGGUCACCUUGUCUUGCUGGAAAAGAAGCAAAAUCUCAGCUUUGCUGCUUUUUAUUUAACAGCUUGGCUCCCACUUAAAUUUUCUUCAUGUUCUUACCUAGUUAGGCUAUCUAGCUAUACAAACAAGGAUACUCAUGGUAGAUGACAAGGGAAAGAACAUGAAAUGUCUCACCUUCUUCUUGAUGCUUCCAGAGACAGUCAAGAACAGGUCCAAGAAAAGCUCUAAGAAAGGAAACAGUAGCAGCAGCAGCAGCAGCAAGUUGCCUCCAGUUUGCUAUGAAAUCAUUACCUUGAAGACCAAAAAGAAGAAGAAGAUGGCUGCUGAUAUUUUUCCCAGAAAGAAACCAGCCAACACUAAUACAACUGCUGUCCAGCAAUACCACCAACAAAACCUCAACAACAACAACACUAUCCCUGCCCCCAAUUGGCAAGGGCUUUAUCCCACCAUCCGAGAGAGAAAUGCAGUGAUGUUCAACAAUGACUUGAUGGCAGAUGUUCAUUUUGUGGUUGGGCCACCAGGUGGGACCCAGCGGUUGCCAGGACACAAAUACGUCUUAGCUGUUGGGAGCUCUGUAUUCCAUGCAAUGUUUUACGGAGAGCUUGCCGAGGACAAAGAUGAAAUUCGUAUACCAGAUGUUGAGCCUGCUGCUUUUCUCGCCAUGCUGAAAUACAUCUAUUGUGAUGAAAUUGACUUAGCUGCUGAUACCGUGCUGGCCACUCUUUAUGCUGCCAAGAAGUACAUUGUUCCUCAUCUUGCCCGAGCAUGUGUCAACUUCCUAGAGACGAGCCUAAGUGCAAAGAAUGCCUGUGUGCUGCUCUCCCAGAGCUGCUUAUUUGAAGAACCUGACCUGACCCAGCGCUGCUGGGAAGUGAUUGAUGCCCAAGCAGAGCUGGCUUUGAAAUCUGAGGGGUUCUGUGAUAUUGAUUUUCAGACGCUUGAAAGCAUCCUCCGAAGGGAGACGCUGAAUGCCAAAGAAAUUGUUGUUUUCGAAGCUGCGCUUAACUGGGCUGAAGUUGAGUGUCAACGGCAAGAUUUACCUGUUAGCAUAGAAAAUAAACGCAAGGUCCUAGGGAAAGCUCUCUACCUGAUUCGCAUCCCUACCAUGGCACUCGACGACUUUGCAAAUGGUGCUGCUCAGUCCGGGGUGCUGACUCUCAAUGAAACCAAUGAUAUCUUCCUUUGGUAUACAGCUGCCAAAAAGCCAGAAUUAGAGUUCGUGAGCAAUGCCAGAAAAGGCCUUGUCCCCCAGCGUUGCCACCGCUUCCAGUCUUGCGCCUACCGCAGCAACCAGUGGCGUUACAGGGGUAGGUGUGACAGCAUCCAGUUUGCUGUUGAUAAGAGAGUUUUCAUUGCCGGCUUUGGGCUAUAUGGUUCUAGCUGUGGAUCAGCAGAAUAUAGUGCAAAGAUCGAACUUAAACGCCAAGGUGUUAUCCUAGGCCAGAAUUUGAGCAAGUAUUUCUCAGAUGGAUCCAGCAACACUUUCCCAGUGUGGUUUGAGUAUCCAGUGCAGAUUGAGCCUGAUACCUUUUAUACCGCUAGUGUGAUUCUGGAUGGCAAUGAACUAAGCUAUUUUGGACAAGAAGGAAUGACUGAAGUUCAGUGUGGGAAGGUAACUGUUCAAUUCCAGUGCUCUUCAGACAGUACUAAUGGCACUGGAGUGCAGGGAGGGCAGAUUCCAGAACUCAUAUUCUACGCCUGAGCAAAAAUGUUUCCAGAGGAAGAGUUUGGCCUGAAGUACACAUCUGGUUCAGACCUACUGAUGCUUAGCUUGUUAUCUGCAGCUGUGAUCAGUACAGAGAAUAUGUAAGUAAAAGCUGUGGAUAGUUACUGCUUGCUGGACUUGUAGCCUCUUUGGUGAUGAAAUUUAAAUGUAACAUUCAACUUUAACUGGAAGCUCUUAAGAGCAAGGAAGUUUCUAAAGCUUUGUUUGAGUCAGAUAUACCUACGCCCAUGACUCCCAGCCUGUCUUGUUGGCGUGCCCCUACUUGCAAUGGAUCAGCAGAUGGAUGCCCUCCCUCAUAUCUCCAAUGGAUUGUGCCCCCCAAUACACUGGAUGCUGCCUCUUUUGGUCCAUUUUCUCUUUCUGUCUCAGUUCUUUUUUCCUUCUUGUCUUUUUCUCUCUGCUUCUCAUUAUUUUUUGCUCUUGUUUUUUGCUCCCCAACUCUCCAGAGGGCUACAUGCUGCUCAGAGUCAGGGAAGGGACUCCACAAGGCUGGGCUGCUUUAGUUCUUACAGCUGAGCCAAGUGUUAUGGGGCAGAUAAGAGAAGCUUGUGUGUGAACGCGCAGCCCCAUAGAGGCAAGCCAGUCCCGUAUGUGGCCCGCUGUAUUGGGGAUGGCUGCAAGAGAAGAGAGGGAGGGUUGGCAGGCAACAUUCAAGGAGCCGCACACUGCUUUAUACACAGAUGCAGGAUCAUACUUGCAACCAGGAUGAACUGGGCUCAUGCGGCUUUUCCCACCAGCACCCUCUUGAGCUCCUCUGACUCAUUCCCUUAAGACUGGGAAAUACUUGUGUACACACAAACUGUGUAGGUGGCUUCGAAGCAUUUGCCCAUUUAACCAAAUGUUGCAAUAGUUAUACGGAGAUGCUUUUAAAAUUGCUCUCAUUUGGCCCACUACUAAAUAGCUGGGUGAUGAUAUCUAGCAUGAGACAAAGGAUAGGUUCAUUUCUUUUUCUUUUUCCAAAAUAGUCCUAGAACAUUUGGA
Messenger RNA from Terrapene triunguis (Three-toed box turtle), 3218 nucleotides. It is a transcript of the gene BTBD3, whose product is annotated as BTB domain containing 3. The coding region runs from base 648 to 2213 and encodes 521 amino acids. The transcript has 4 exons. Gene Ontology annotation, molecular function: protein binding. Lineage: Eukaryota; Metazoa; Chordata; Testudines; Emydidae. The record is from RefSeq and is a predicted model, not a curated record. Gene Ontology annotation, cellular component: cytosol. Gene Ontology annotation, biological process: neurogenesis; cerebral cortex development; dendrite morphogenesis.